Leopardus geoffroyi (Geoffroy's cat) is the source of this 1184-nucleotide messenger RNA. RefSeq lists its product as uncharacterized. The coding region runs from base 174 to 857 and encodes 227 amino acids. NCBI's taxonomy places the organism in Eukaryota, Metazoa, Chordata, Mammalia, Carnivora, Felidae. The record is from RefSeq and is a predicted model, not a curated record. The transcript has 2 exons.
CAAAGAAUGUAAACAUCUGCUUCCGUAGGGAAGAGUCCACGUCUGGAAAAGGCUGAGAGCCGUGGGGCUCCUUGGACGGUCUCACGGGAAGCCCCGCGGGCCCCUCAGCAAGCGCCCAGCCUGGGGCGGCCCCAGGUACAGGUGCGGGGCCCCGCUGAGUGCAGAGUGUGCACAUGGAGGCCUGGCUCCCUCCCUCCUGCCCGUCCUGGAGCACCGGCAGCUUUCCCGCCCUCAGCUGUGUUCCCGAGAGCCCCUGGUCCCAAUCAGUCGGGCUCAUUCCUUCCAAGAACCGUGCACUUAAAAAAGACUUGAAGAGGGACAAAAACCGGCCACUCCAUUCGGCCCGGGGUCCAACACUUAAAGCUGGUGCCCGGGAAGGUGGAGGCUUCUUAAGGGCAGGGACGGUGUCUUCACACGUGCUCAGCGUCUGCUUUCUGGGCCGAGCCACCCCACUGGGACUGCGCUCUGUUUGUUCUGCUGAAGUCCAGGGGGACCGCUCCCUGACACCAACGGCUCUACUGAGACGUGGAGCGGGCACAGCAAAGGGCGGGAGCCGCCCGAGCAGGAGGCGAGCUACCGAGCUGCCACCAGCGCACGGAGACUUAUUAGAGACCUCGCAAAGGCACCCGGCGCACUUCUCCCUGGGAGGCGCACGGGAAGAAGGAGCCAAACGCAGACGCCGUGGCCAAAGGCUGUGUGCACAGACAGGACGUAGGGCCCGCGGAGCCCUCAGCACUCAACGUCCGCGUCCAGCCUCCCGCAGCGGAUCACUGAGCGCCGCCUGCAACCGCGGAAGCGCUCGGUGCCGACGGCCCAGGGGACAGGCACCUGUGAUCCCGGGCCCUUCCCUCCUCUGACGUACAAUCUGCCGUAGCCUGCCUGCUGUGCAUGUCAUGGCCGAGUGUUCGCCAAAGCAGAAGGGUGUCUACGUUUUCAUUCUUACUCCAGGGUUCUGAUACGGGUCUGGCGCUAAUUCCUCUGGGAAUUGGGUUCACUCGAGGAGCUACCUCGGCCUUCCGGUUGCUCUGAGACAUUUUCCCCUCUGGACUCAGAAAUAAACAGUCCCUGGAAGCAGCAGGAAGGUCUCUGAGAACUCAGCAUUUCAGGGCGAAUAACUAAUUCAUAUUAAAUGUAAGAUUUUGGUUAGAAACCUCUACUUCUGGCAGAAUGGUGUGACUUGGUUC